Molecule: messenger RNA, 2898 nt
Organism: Opisthocomus hoazin
Lineage: Eukaryota; Metazoa; Chordata; Aves; Opisthocomiformes; Opisthocomidae
Source: RefSeq, a predicted model, not a curated record
AUGUCUGUUCCAAGCCAACACCAUUCUACUAUUAUUAACCCUCCUCCACCAGAAUAUAUAAAUAACAAAAAUAGCGGCUGUCAAACAAACCAACUUCAGUUCUUACAGAGAGUGGUCAUGAAAGCCAUGUGGAAACACAACUAUUCCUGGCCGUUUCACCAGCCUGUAGAUGCAGUAGCACUGAAUCUUCCUGAUUAUUACAGUAUUAUAAAGAAACCUAUGGAUUUGAGCACCAUCAAAAAGCGUCUGGAACACAAUUACUACACAAAAGCUGCAGAAUGCAUUGAAGACUUUAAAACAAUGUUCUUGAACUGCUACAUAUAUAACAAGCCAGGUGAUGACAUUGUAUUUAUGGCCCAAGAACUAGAAAAAGUAUUUAUGCAGAAAAUAGUCCAAAUGCCACCAGAAGAAAGACUAGUGAUUCUAAACAAAGGAAAGAGAAAAGGAAAGAAGUUGGAAGAACCCCAGCAGCCCAACCCUGGGACUUCAAAUGAACAAGGUAGAAUGCAGAAACAAGCUGAAAGCAGCGAGCAGCCUCCGGUGAUGACUCAAGAUCUACAGCAGGUUACACCAGGUCCUUUGCCUGCAGCUCAGCUGACCACUUUAAUGCCAACUGCAGUCGCUAUAAAAAAAGCAAAAAAAUGUGCGAAAAGGAAGGCUGACACAACAACUCCUACUACUUCAAUAUUCACAGCGAGCAGUGACUCUUCUGCAACAUUUAAUGAAAGAAAAGCUGUUCAAGCAUGCAGAGGUGAAAAUGAGCAUAUGACACCAAAUAAGCUUCUGAAGAGACACUUGCCAGAUUCUCAACAGUCACCUCAUAUUCCUAAUAAGAUUCAGUUGUCAGAACAACUAAAACAUUGUAAUGAAAUACUUCAAGAAAUGUUUUCAAAGAAACAUGCAGCAUAUGCGUGGCCUUUCUUAAAACCUGCAGGCGUUUCAUCUUUCUCACUUUGUGAGAAGCAAGGGAUCACCAAAUGUCCUACAGACCUGGGAACCAUUAAAAAGAAAAUGGAUAAUUAUGAAUAUAAUGAUAUACAAGAAUUUGCUGCGGAUGUUAGAUUAAUGUUCAUGAGCUGCUACAAACAUAAUUCUCCAGACCAUGAAAUAGUUGCUAUGGCAAGAAAACUUCAGGAUGUUUUUGAGAGGCACUUCACCAAAAUUCCUGAUGAACAUGUUGCAAGUGUUCCUCUGCCACAGCCUACAAGAGAAAUGACAGAAGCUUAUUCCAGUGAGAGCAGUAAUGAUGACUCUUCAGAAAAAAAAUCACCUGAAGAUUCUAAAGAGGAGAGAACAGUGCACCUUGCAGAGCUUCAGGAGCGACUUAAAGCUGUUCACCAGAAAUUGCGGGCUUUGACCGGAGCAUACUUACCUAGACUGAAAAAGAAAGAAGGGAAGUCUGAAAGGGAGAAAAUCAAGGAAAAAGCUAAAAAAGAAAGCCUGAUUCAAAAGAAGAAAAAUCUAAAACACAAGAAGAAAUCUAGGAAAAAGUUGUCUUUAAGCAUUCAAUCAAAGAAAACCACGCAGCAGGUCUUUUUGGCACAUAAGUCAGAAGAUGAAGAUGGUGCCAAGCCUAUGAAUUGUGAUGAAAAACAACAGUUGAGUUUGGACAUAAAUAAACUCCCGGAAGGUAAGCUUGGGAAAGUAGUCCAUAUAAUACAGUCAAAAGAACCUUCACUGAGGAACUCUAACCCUGAUGAGACAGAAAUAGACUUUGAAACUUUAAACGCUUCAGUACUCAGAGAACUAGAGAAAUAUGUGGCAACCUGUUUGAGGAAGACACCAAGAAAGCAGCAGGCUAAAAACGCAACAAAGUUCAAAGAACAACUUAAUUCUGAGAAGAAACAAGAGCUAGAGAAGAGACUACUGGAUGUCAGUGGGCAACUAAACCCACAGAAGGAGAACUUAAAGUUUGAAAACAAUGCUGAGUCCAGUAUUGGACCAAGCAGGCUGAGCGACAGCAGUGACAGCAGCAGCUCCUUGGACUCUGGCAGUAGUACUAGUAGUGGCUCUAGCUCCUCAGAUAGCAGUGACUCUGAAUCAGACCUUACUUACAUGGAGAUGUCAAAUCUGCUGUUUGUUAAAAGUAGCUUAUGUAUCCGUAUAGAAACGGAUGUACUGGGAGAACUGCUGAGGCUUUUGCCUCUUACAGUCAUUGUGAGAAUACCACUGCCUUUACAGAGGAGAUCCUGCGAUGUGCUGCAAGCACAGCCCUCAUCACUCACCACUAGCUUGCCAAAUCAUGGAUCAUCUGAACUGCAGCAGCCACCUCCCAAUGUACUGCAGAGGCUUCAGCCUUUACAGAAUAGAUCACUUAAACAAGCAGAACAAAAUUCCCAGUCUUCCUCAGGUAUAAACUUGGCUGUAUCUCCUCUGUGUGAUGUGCCAGACCAGCAACUUCCUCAGAGUACUCCAAGGACAGCUCAGCCUUCUGUCACAUUCAUUUUAGAACUGGAUACUCAGAGCAACUCAUUGAAUUUUGUAGAGAAUCCCACUGUGUCAGGCAUUUCUGAUACAGGAUUUAAGAAUAUAAAUUCCUGGGUAAACUUCUGUAAAAUGAUGACACUUCCGGCUCCGAUAAAAGCAUCUGCUGACGUGUUCAAACAGUUCAGGAAAGUAGCAUUAAAGAAGAAGAGUGAGCAAGCACAGGAGUUAAAAAGGGGCCAUGAAGGCCCAGGACUGGAUGCCAUGGCAGCAACAGACUGUGAGCUCCAAAAGGAGCAAAAGAGCAAACAACUGCCCCAAGUUCAACAACAGACUCCUCUUGAAGACCGUAACUUGGCUAGAAAAAUGGCACAAGAACGCAGGAGGAGAGAAGUAAUGGCUUCCACAUUUGAUAUUUAUCUGCAGCGUGAUAUUAUGUCAUCUUUUGAAGAAUCUCUUAAGGGAAACCUGUAG